GUCUAUCGACGUCAGGAGGUUAAAGUUGAGCCGUGCUCUCACCAGCGUUACUAAACCAGCCGUCUUACAGCAACUGCUCGCUUUCAAGACAGCACGGCGGUAGCAUAGGGAGCAAAAAGAAACCAAAAUGCUAUUCUCAAUGUUACGGACUACGAUAUCUUGCGGUUGCAGAUGUGCUGGCAAGGGUUUUCAACAGAGCAGCCAUCAGCGUCCACAGCUUCGACAAUGGUUUGUGAAGAGAAACCGGAGCUCCAUCAGCGUAGAGGCAGGAUCUCCCUCCACCCCAACAACAGCAAUAGCUGUACCCAACGCAGCAACAAACCGCAUAGUGGGUCGCUGGUUGCUCGGCUGCAGCGGACUCGUGGUUGGGGCGGUGGUCUUAGGUGGUGUCACAAGGUUAACCGAAUCUGGGCUCUCAAUGGUUGACUGGCAUCUGGUGAGAGAGAUGAAACCACCUCAGUCUGAGUCAGAGUGGGAGGCUGAGUUUUCUAAGUACAAGCAAUUCCCGGAGUUCAAAAUCCUUAACCAUGAGAUGACUCUGCCUGAGUUUAAGUUCAUCUUCUACAUGGAGUGGGGUCACCGCAUGUGGGGUAGGCUGGUUGGACUGGCAUACAUCCUGCCCACUGUGUACUUCUGGAGAAAAGGAUACUUCAAUCGUUCCCUGAAGGGAAAAGUGUUGGGGCUGUGUGGAUUUGUCGUCUUCCAGGGCCUUCUUGGAUGGUACAUGGUAAAAAGUGGUCUGGAGGAGAAGCCUGAAUCCCAUGAUGUCCCUCGGGUCAGCCAGUACCGUCUGUGUGCUCACCUUGGUUCUGCCUUGGUGCUCUACUCUGCUAGUCUCUGGACUGGUCUUAAUCUGCUGCUGCCUGCACACAAGAUGGCAGACACAAGACGCCUCAUGCAGCUCAGAAGGUUUGCAAAGGGUACUGGUGGACUGGUCUUCCUAACUGCUCUCUCAGGUGCCUUUGUUGCUGGUUUGGAUGCUGGGCUGGUGUAUAACUCCUUCCCUAAGAUGGCGGAUAAAUGGAUUCCUGAUGAUAUACUGGCCUUCUCUCCUGCUCUUAAAAACAUCUUUGAAAAUCCCACCACAGUGCAAUUUGACCACAGAAUUUUGGGUAUUGGGUCUUUGACAGCAAUCACCGGCCUUUAUCUAUUCUCAAGGAGGAUGGUGCUACCCAAAAGGACUAAGAUCGCCAUCAGCCUUCUUGCAGCAAUGGCUUAUACUCAGGUAGCCCUUGGCAUCAGCACACUUCUACUGUAUGUUCCCACUUCAUUGGCAGCAACGCACCAGUCAGGCUCUGUCGCUCUUCUGACUUUUGCCAUUUGGGUUCUGGCAGAGCUUCGUAAAAUGCCAAAGUAAAAUCUUCUCCUUUGUGGACAUAUCCAAACCUGUUUAGCCACAUGACAAGCCUGAAAAGUCUUAGGUGGAAGUAAAAUGAACCAACAGUGAAAAAGAAGAGAGAUGAUCCUUAUUUAACACUGUGGUGUUACUUAUCUGCUAUAACUAUAAAAAGAAAUGGGGGCGACAGAGUGGAUGGAGACUUAGUCCUCAAUGCAGUCAUCUGGGGUUCAAAUCCCAAUCUCAACCUUUGGUUGGGGGCUGAGGGUUUUACAUGAACAAAACCUCCAUCCUGUUUCUAUUCCAUUUUUUGCUAAAAAAAAAAUGGCCACUACCAAGAAAAUCGCAGCCUUUAUUUAUUUUGCCUGUUUUACCAUGUACACACAUGAUAUACAGCCAUGUUGGCUUAUCGGUUUUACACUGGUUGCUAGUUGCAGUGUUUUCAUUCUUGAGAUGACAUGUAAUUAUAUAAUAAAGUAAUGGUCUGUAUUUUGUUUAUUUUAAUGUAUGAGUAUGAAGUACAGCAUUUGAAAGAGUCUAACCUAAGGUUUUCAUGUUUGUAAAGGAAAAUGCAUUUAAUUUGUUUAAAACAAAAGAUAAAGAUCCUCUUGUUCUAUUUGCAAGAUGCUUAGGAAGGCUUGGCAACUUAAUCAAAGUCCUAUUGUGACUUAAUUGAACUGAAAUCCAUUUUUGUGCCACCAAAGUUCUCCCUGAUUAUUGUUUUUCCUGAAUAACAUAUUUUAUUAUAUAACCACAAUUCUUUUAGAAAGAUUGAUAAUGAAAACAAUAUAAUCAUUAAGAAAGCUAACUCAAAAUAAGAAUACAAUAGAUUUCAUAAAGCCUUUUGUCCAUGAUGUUUUACAGUUAGUGGGUUUACAGUGUAAGUCUAAUGUUUGGAAAACCCAUAAUAUUCUCAUUCAAUUUAGCAACAUGUUAUUGCAGGUGAGUUGCUCACAGGGUUGUGGCAAAUGACUGUGCCAAAACACUUAAAAAAAUUAAAAUUUUAAACGACCUAAAAUACUACCUUCUCCAAAAUGACUGCUUGUUUUUUAAACAGGUUUCUAAUCCAUGGUGAACAAAGUGGAAGUUUAUUGCUAGAGAUGGCGCACCCCUCUGUGCACCACUGUGCCAGUCGGUUCUAAAAGGCAACAGAAAAUCCAUUGCAUCACCAAACUGAACACAAUCUGCUGGGAAUAUAUGAACAUACAGUUAAAUUACUGUUUUUAUAAACAUUAAAUCUCAAAAUGAAUAAUUCCUAAAAAUGACUGAGAAAACAGUACUGAGCAUUGCCUGAUUAAGAAAAUCUAUGUAGUCACAUUGAUGUCGGUGGAGGGGAUGGCGUGAUGGUUUGCAGGAGGUUGGAGUCCAGCAGCCAUACUACGUGGAAACACAACUUAGUCCUUCAUGCCUAUAUAACAGCCUGGGUGCUGUACAGCAAGGAGGGAAUGGACUCUUCUCUCUCCCCCUCUUGGCCAUGGUUAUCCUCCAGGGUAUGGGUUGGUCUAGCUUUGCUUUGCUUUGGCUUGGCCUGGUCUGCUUAAGUUUGGUUUGUUUGAUAUAACGCUCAGCAUUUACAUUCAACAUUGUUGCUCAUUCACAUUGACAUGACUGAUUUUGCUGACUAUACAGAAAUGUUGUUAGUUUUAUUUCAAAUAAAUAUUUAUAAAUUGUU
This is a messenger RNA of Girardinichthys multiradiatus, 3008 nucleotides long. It is a transcript of the gene cox15, whose product is annotated as cytochrome c oxidase assembly protein COX15 homolog. The record is from RefSeq and is a predicted model, not a curated record. Gene Ontology annotation, cellular component: mitochondrial inner membrane. The transcript is spliced from 9 exons. Gene Ontology annotation, molecular function: oxidoreductase activity, acting on NAD(P)H, heme protein as acceptor. NCBI's taxonomy places the organism in Eukaryota, Metazoa, Chordata, Actinopteri, Cyprinodontiformes, Goodeidae. Gene Ontology annotation, biological process: heme A biosynthetic process. Bases 128 to 1357 code for a protein of 409 amino acids.